GUGCGGCGCUUGCCUGGCUCCCGGCAUGCCCCGCGAGCCGCCGGCACCGCAAGGCAGGCUGGGAUUUGUAGUCCCGCGGAGCGCUGCGGGCCGGGGCCGCUGGGUGGCGCCAGCAGACCCCGCGCGGGCGGGACGGACGGGGCGGGUGCCCAGGAUCGGGACCGGGAUCGGGACCGGGACCGGGCGGCCGGGGCUCCCACCGCCUGAGCAGCUCCAGCUGGGCGACGACCUGGUCCUGCCGCCCCCGGGCUGCUCGGGGCUGGAUCAGGGCCGGGAGCGCCCGGAGUCACAAACUCAUCCCCCUGCGCAGCCAGUGCCCGGAGCUGCGGGGACUUCCCAGGCCCGGCCCGCAGGAGCUGGGCCCAGAAAUCCCCUCCCCACCGUUCCCUCCGUGUGUCUGCCCUCGAGACUCCCCUGGGACCCUUCGCGCUCUUGAGUGCGUCAGUUUUGGGAAGUGAGGGCUGGAUGGGGAAUCCAGAGCACGCGGUCUCGAGGCUGCUCACCCACCGUGGCUCUCAGGGAAGCGCCCUGCCUGCCCUGCCCUGCCUGCCCUGCCCUGCCUGCCCUGGCCACGCUGCCUGCCGUGCCUGACGGCCAUGCUGCCUGCCCUGCCUGCCCUGCCCUGCCUGCGCUGCCUGCCGUGCCUGACGGCCACGCUGCCUGCACUGCCUGUGCUGCCUGCCCUGCUUGUCCUGCCUGUCCUGCCUGCUCUGCCUGCCAUGCCUGCGCUGCCCGCCCUGCCUGCGCUGCCUGCCCUGUGCUGAAGCAGCAGUGGCCGGGCAGAGGCCGCAGACAGCCCCCAAGCAAUGACCACAGUGGCUGUUCCUGCAGGGCGGCCGUGGGGGGACAAGGUGGCAGCACCAUGUGUGACCCGGGGUGCUGAGGCCACAGCUCCCUGCUCGUCUGCACGCUGUGGUGAGACGGGGAGUCCAGGGAAAAUCUCCAACGCAGGCAGGGGAGCCUGGAACUUCCCCAGGGACCACUCAGGGACUCCUCAGAGGGAACUGAGCCAGAGGCAGGUGGCCUGUCCAGGCCUCCAGCGCUUUUUCCCCUUCCUGUUUCUGGGCUGAUGUAUUUGUAGGGACUCUGCACAGAGGUCAGGGGCUGUGGGCAGUGAUGAGGGGCUCUCCAGGUCCACGUCUCUGAGCUGGGAAAACGAAAUAAAAUCUCGAAGUUGUGCCUCAGGAAUGGGGCAGUGGGGCCAGAGCACUUUCCUCACUUGGCUCGCAAGUGACUCCUGCCCCUGCCCGCUCCUCCUUCGCCCCGGGCAGCGCAGGCAGCGGCUCGGCGGGGCUGGCAGGGAGCUGGCAGGAGCCAGCUUCCCACCUCGGGUGGCAGCAAGACGUUCACACAGACCCACCGCGGAGGGACCCCCAGCCCGGGCGGCAGGUGGGGCCCGGUCCAGGUGUCCCGCAGCGACAGCUGUUCCUGCACCGGGACGGUGGCAGCGAGCCCGGUGCUGGGAGCCUGGUGAUGCCAUAAGGUGCUUUGACAAGCAGUAUGAACACAAGGGCAGGUGCUGCAACCGGUGUCAGCCAGGGGAAAAGCUGGUCUCCGAAUGCAACAGCACAGAAGACUCGGUCUGCACCCGCUGCGAGAGCGGGCACUAUCAGCAGGGUUGGACCAGGGAGAAGCACUGUGCCCCACACGAUAUCUGUGAUGACAACACUGGCCUCAUCGUGAAGGUGCAAGGAAAUGCAACACACAACACGGUGUGCCAGUGCCGGGCCGGCAUGCACUGCUCUGACACCAGCUGCCAGACCUGUGUGGAGAACCAGCCCUGCCAGCGUGGCUUCGGCUUCGUGGCAGCCAAGGCUGUGGCCCGGAUGUCAUCCCCCUGUGAGCCCUGUGCAGAAGGCACCUUCUCCAAUGUUUCUUCUAAAACCGAGCCGUGCCAUCCCUGGACAAGCUGUGAGGAAAAGGGGCUGAUGGUGAAGGUGCAAGGGACAAACACUUCGGAUGUGAUCUGCGAGUCCAGCAGGCGCUCCUCGCUGUCCGUGUUGAUCCCCAUCACGGCUGCCGUCGUCACGUGCCUCCUGGGCAUCUGUAUCUACUGUCUGGUUCACACAGAUCCCAGACGACAGAGGCAGAAGCAGAUAGGGGCCAGGAAGCCCAGAGAGCUGGAGGACCAGCAGCAGCCCAUAGAGAUGGAGGAGGAACCCUUCCCUGUGCAGGAAACCCUGCUCAGGGGCCAGCCCGUGGCCCAGGAGGACGGCAAGGAGAGCCGCAUGUCAGAGCAGGAGAGGCCGUGAGGGCGCAGGGCGCUGCCUCCAACAGGAGCACAGACCGGGCCAGCACUGUCUCCUCUGUCCCCUCUCCAGCAGGGACAGAAAUCUGGCAUCUGUCCUGGCUGCCAGUGAUGUGACACUGCACUGGACGAUGGCACGCCCACCCCCACGGGGACACCGCAGUAGCGCCUGCCCGGGUGUUGCGGCACGGCACAGCGCGGCUGCUCGCCUGGAGACCCCCGGCAGACCCCGCGCUGCCCUGAGAACGGGGGCUGCUGCUGCGGGACCCCCGCGCCACCCGCCCAGGGAGGCCACGGCAGCGCCAAGCCAUGUGUCCGUGUGGGCCGGGCUCCCGUCCCGCCGGGCUCCGAUCCCGCCGCGCCUGCAGCUCCCGGGCCGGGACCGCCCCCUUGCGCCGCGGCGGCCGGCAGAUGGCGCUGCGGGACCGGCGGAGCGCGGCACUGCCCACGCGCGGGUCCGCGCUCCCCCCGCCGCCGGGCAGCGCGCGGGGCGGCCCACCCGGCACGUGCGCUGGCGGAGGCGCGCGCUGCUGGCCACGUGCCGCGCAGGCCACGCGGGGGGAGCGGCCGCACCCACGGCCCGUGCGCCGCGCACCGGGGGGAGCGGCGGGACUCGGUUGUUCCGCAUCGCUCCCCGGCAGAAGCUGCGAUUAAACUCUCGUUAUCCCGUGUGCGUGAGCAGCGCGGCCAUGCAGCGCCCCCGCUCGGCUGCCGCCUCCCUGCGCUCCCGGGACCGGCCGCUCCUGACUGAUGGUCCCAGCUCUGCUGCGCCCGGGAGGAUGCCCUGGGACAGGUGCUCCCAUGGGAGGAGGGAAGGGAAGACGCCAUCAGCUGUGCUGCGUCCCUGCCGCGGCCCCACAGCCCCCCUACACCGUCCCCCAGCCUCCAGCACACCCCGAGCCCGGGCGAGCUCUCCCUGCAUCCACAGCCGGCAUCCCCCGAGGGUGCCAGGAGGUGCGACCGCCCCACCGUCGAGCUCUGCCUGCAGAGCGCACAGGAGGUCUGGUCCAACAGCCCCCCUGCCCACCCCGCACGGGACCGGGUGUACAGGCAGGGCUGCCUGCAGCAGGCAGGCUUGGUCACCUCGCCUUGCAGGGCCAUUGCCACCUGCACCGCGUGGGGCCCGUGUCACUGUGCUGGGUGGCAGCAGCAGAACUGCCGUGGGCUCCAGGUACCGGGGAGCAGCUGUAGCUGAUGACCUGCCACCACCCAGGCACACACAGUGUGGCCUAAGUAAGGCCAUAAAUCCCAGAUCCAGGAGCAGCUGGAACACGAAGCAAUUUUCACUGUAAAGGCAGCAGCACAUUAUUUAAGGCUCCUCUUAAAAUCUAAUGUUAGGUUUAAUAAGGGAGAUAAAAGCAUGUCAGCAGCUCUCCCCCUCAGGGCUCAGUGCUCCUGGCGGUGCUGGGGGUGGUCCCAGGACUGGGCAGCAUCCCCACAGCACCAGCCCAGUGAACACCCUGCCUCGGGAUCAGAGGUGACCCUGAUUCCUGCUGGUCCUGCUGGCAGAGAGGAUCAACACCCAGUGGGCCACAAACAUGGAGCCUUUGGCCCCAAACGGCCCCCAAAGCACCAUCCUGUGCCCCGGCAGCCCCUCGGGCUCCCUGCCCCACAGCGCUGACCUCCCCACCUGCACAGCGUGUGUAACACCCGCUCCCGCGUCUCAGGCAUGUGACAUCUCAUUAGCACAUCUGUCCCCCAAAGUGAGAAGGGAGAGUGCGUGAGACCUAAUUGAAUGUAGCUAAUUAUUCACUCCGCAAAUGCUCUGUUUAAAUGGGAUUGUGAGGGACAGAAUUACUCAUUGUGAAAAGGGGAGAGAAAGAGAGAAAGACAGAGAGAAAACAAAUAGAGGCGGAUGCUGGAGCUGCAGCUCCCUCUCUCCCCAGAAUACCAAUUACUGGAUGAAGCGAUUGUAUAAAUCUUCACCAAGUGAACGAACUGUACUAGUCACUUACUCCUGUCCUCUUGUUACGAGGAAGCAAUGAAAAAUCAUCCCACUCUCCAAUCCAGUUCAGGGCUCCCAGUCGGUGUCUUGGACGCUGCCGACAGCUGGGGAGCUUGUCCUGGGGCUUUCCCAGGUGGGGGUUCCUGCAGAGACAGGGCUGAGCGCUCAGCAGAGCUGCACUGCACUCCUGGGGUCCUGCUGCCCGCGCUGGUGACACCCGUCCUGUCCCACGCUCCUCUCAGGAGACACCAGGACCCUGCUCACCACAAGGCACCCAGCACCUUGCAGGGCUGGUUUACCAAGGCUCCACGUCUUGCUGCCACCAGGAACAGAGACACUGCAGUCCUGUGACCAUGCUGCUGUGAGGGCACCCUGGGACCCUGCACGCUGCAGGCGCUGUGCUCAGCUGGGGGUGAAAGCUGCUGGAGAAGUUGUGCGUUGGGUCACUGUGGGGAAAACAGACGAACAGCAAGUCAGCAAGGAGAGGGCAAAACCUCCAGCUUGUCCUGCCUUGUAUGGGACGGGGAUUUGAUUGUCACCAGCGGCGAGUUUCCAUGCACUGGGGAUGUGCAUGCGUGGGUGUGAGGGAGAGAUAACAUUGUCAUCAUAAUAAAUGCAGCUGUGCAGCUCCA
Molecule: messenger RNA, 4825 nt
Organism: Columba livia (rock pigeon)
Lineage: Eukaryota; Metazoa; Chordata; Aves; Columbiformes; Columbidae
Gene: CD40
Product: CD40 molecule
Exons: 9
Coding region: 1188-2252 (354 amino acids)
Biological process (GO): B cell activation; defense response to protozoan; positive regulation of endothelial cell apoptotic process
Cellular component (GO): external side of plasma membrane; membrane; CD40 receptor complex
Molecular function (GO): protein binding; antigen binding; transmembrane signaling receptor activity
Source: RefSeq, a predicted model, not a curated record